AUGGCAACCGACAUCAAGCAGAGCGACAGCUCAAAGCCAUCUAAAAAGCUGGCCUUUCAACCCAAAUCACAGCACACCUCGGAUGAAUUCCUGCAAGACUUUUUGAACCCCUCCUUCGAUCCCAUCUCAUACAUCAACGCCAACCUACCGCCGCUGGCACAAAAAUCACCGGUGCCCACGUCGAACCCCAAUGCCGUGCCUCUUGCAGAGCUCGCCACGCAGUCCCAGACGCUGCUCACACAGCUGGACGCUCACACAACCAGGCUCUCGGACACGUUGACGCGGAUUACGGAUGACAUUCUCCGUAGCGGGAGCAGGAUGUCGUAUGAGGUGGAGAUGCUGCGGGGAGAGGCGCUGAGCUUGGAGGAACUGCUGUUUGAGAAGCUCGCGGAAGAGAUCAAGCUGUUCGUGCCGGGAGGGCUGAAGAAGGAGGGCGAAGCCAAGGAAGAGGGUGAGAAGAAGCAGCAGGUUGAAGAAGAGAAGCAGAAGGAAAGGGAGGAUUCUGUGGCAGAAGGCGGGAAAGAGGCGGAAGCAAAGGUAGCGUCAAAAGCUGAGGCUGGUGCUGGUUCUGGUGCAGUAGGAGAAGAGCCGGAUUCUAUCAAACAGCUACGCACACUCACGCUUGUGCGCGAGCGCUUGGAUUCCGUCAUCAAGACAUUCGGCGAUGCCAUGGAAUUCACCUUUCCACCUUCAGAAGUAUCCGUCAGCUCCGGGUUCUUAUCCGUCUCCGCGCCAGAGCCUGGAUCGGAACUUCAAAGCUCAGAGGAAAGGGGCCAACAAGUUCUGAAGAAGCUACGGGAAGAAAUUUCAUCUCUGCUCAACAAUAAGGACGAUCCUGUUUCUGGAAUCGAAAAGGCUGCAGAGAGGAUCGAGAAGCUCAAGGAGCUCACAACGGUGUGGACGGGCACUGCAGAGGAGAAGGGCAGGAUGAAAUUCAUUGAGAGUCUGGCCAAGAUGGUGGAGGACAGGCACCGCGAACUGCUGAAGGAAAUGGAUGUGAAGAAGGGCGAGGUUAUUCUUGUGAGGGGUGAGGCCAACGCUGGUGUGUCAGCGAGAGAGGCCGUGGCUGGAGAAAAGGCAUUGCCUGCUGGAUUUGGGCUGAUGAGCCAGUUGCAGAAGCUCCGUGGCGGAUUGUGA
This is a messenger RNA of Trichoderma gamsii, 1137 nucleotides long. RefSeq lists its product as hypothetical. The coding region runs from base 1 to 1137 and encodes 378 amino acids. Lineage: Eukaryota; Fungi; Ascomycota; Sordariomycetes; Hypocreales; Hypocreaceae. The record is from RefSeq and is a predicted model, not a curated record. The transcript has a single exon.